GGAGAAACAAGAUGACCAUUGCAAGACACUUCCUAGAUUACUGUGAGAAAGCCAAUAAAAGAAUUUAUGCCAGCAAUUGGUGUGGCUUACACAUUCAUUCUAGGCUCCUCUACAUAACAACUGACUGGAAAUUAUUGACUACAAUGUUACCAACACCAGAAGAGAAGCACAAGAUUCAAGAAGCCACCAUUUGCAACCCAUACCUUCCUCUGGGGUCGGCAGAACAGUUUCUUAUGAUGCAGUCGUCCAUAUCUGAACUUCCCGCCAGAUUAAAACUCUGGAUCUUUAAGCUAGACUAUGAGAACAUGGAGAAGAAUGCCGGAGUUUGUAGCAGACUGUGCAGAGCGUACAUUUGUUCUGGAAAUUAUUUAUCAGCGAGUGAUGACUGGAUUUCAGCGGAUCAGUGUGGUUGGGCCACCGCUACACUUAGCCCAGGACAUUAA
Messenger RNA from Cherax quadricarinatus, 443 nucleotides. The record is from RefSeq and is a predicted model, not a curated record. Lineage: Eukaryota; Metazoa; Arthropoda; Malacostraca; Decapoda; Parastacidae.